This is a messenger RNA of Mugil cephalus (flathead mullet), 615 nucleotides long. RefSeq lists its product as uncharacterized. The transcript is spliced from 5 exons. Bases 1 to 615 code for a protein of 204 amino acids. The record is from RefSeq and is a predicted model, not a curated record. Lineage: Eukaryota; Metazoa; Chordata; Actinopteri; Mugiliformes; Mugilidae.
AUGUGCGCGCUUAACCCAGCGCCAGCAGCUCUUGAUGCUGCAUAUGUCUCCUCCUCCUCCUCCUCCUCCCGUGAUUUUCUGCGUGUUUCUGUUGUUAACCUAUAUGUGGCGUUCAGGUGCCAGGGUGAGUCAUGGCAGUCCGUCAGGAAGGACCUCCUCAAGGCUCUCAACAUGCAGACCGAGCCGCGGCUUCCUGCCGGUGGGCUGGCCGGCAUCAGAGACCAGUGGAAGAGAACCACGAGCACAAUUUUUCACCGAGCCAGCGAACUUCCGGCUGCCUCUGAGUCUCCUGACAGCGGAAACAAAACAAGCCUGAGAUGCUGUUCCGUGGCCACAGAGAUCUUCAUGAAAAAUCUGGGCUGGGACAGCUGGGUGAUCCAUCCUUUGAGCCUAACUAUCGUUCAGUGUGCCAUCUGCAACUCUGCUGUGAACACUGUGCAGUGUCCACCCUCCCACUCCAAUGACCAGGAUGCUAACUCGCAGAAAUGCCCACAAGACCCCCGGGAUGGAACCCAGACCACACAUGAGGAAACUUUAAUAAACUUUAUCGACCUAGAUUUACCCAAAAAAACAGUCAAUAACUCGAUGGAUGUUCUCAGCCCCCUGGAGGUCUGA